UAUUAAAAAUAUUUUGAGUUAGGGAAUUUGCAUCGUCAAAAUUAUAACUGCAGGGCCUAACGUUCUGAAACCACUGUUUAUUUAGUGUUAAAUGCCUACAUUUAAAGGGAUUUACUUUUGGUUUUAUAAAACCUGUAUUAGGACAUAAGACAGAUAUUCCUGAACUCAAUUGCGUCCUUUCGUGUUUUGUGAGUGUUGAGUAAAACGUUGACUGCCUUUCAUUAUUUUCCUUGUCAAUACGAAUUCUAUGAAGCAGGGAAAGACGGGAUCUGAAGUUAACAGCACUGCUACAAUGAUUGUACCUGAUUCCAAAAUGCCAGCAGCAAAAGUGACACUUUUCCCAGCAGAAUUUGUGCAGUUGGGCUGGAGACAAACCCAUUACGUAGGAGAAUGGUUAAUUUUGGAAACACUUGUUACAUCAAUUCAUCACUGCAGGCCCUGUUCCACGUACCAGCGUUUGUUAACUGGCUGCAGAGUGAGAGCCGUCACUUACAAGAAUGUAAUGGAGAGAGUAUAGGAGACUGCAUUAUUUGUGCAAUGUACCGCACUUAUAAGUCAUCACAAAAUAUAUUAGGCAUUGUAAUUAAGCCAAUUCUCAUUUACAGAAGACUGAAAUAUAUCUGCAAUCACUUUGCAUAUGGCCGGGAAGAAGAUGCUCAUGAAUUUAUGAGAUAUCUUUUACACAGCAUGGAGGAAGCAUAUCUCGCAGGCUAUAUUGGCGAGAAGCUUGACACUUUCAGCAGAGAAACAACCCCAAUAAACCAGAUAUUUGGAGGUUAUAUUAGAACAGAAGUGACAUGUUCAGAAUGUGGGUCAGUGUCUACAACAUUCCAACAUUGUCAGGACUUUCUUCUGGAUAUUGAACAUGUAUCCACAGUAGACGAUGCUUUAGAUGAUUAUUUCUCCACCGAACGUCUGGAUGGGGAUGAUGCUUAUUACUGUAGAGGAUGCAACAAGAAAGUUGUGGCUACAAGGAAGUUUUCUUUGGAGAAAAAUCCACAAGUUUUAUGUUUACAAUUCAAGAGGUUCAACUUCUCGGGAAGGAAGAUCGAGAAGCACGUGACAAUUUCAGAACGACUGGAUAUUACAAGGUUCCUUUGUCCUUCAUCAGCUCACCAUAGCUCAGAGCCACUUAUAUACCAUCUAGUUUCUAUGGUCACGCACAUUGGUUUAUCAGUCAAAUCUGGACACUAUACUGCAGUGGCAGGAAUGUGUGCCGGUCAUUACUUUGAGUUUGAUGACAAGUUAGUGUAUCACAUGUCAGUGUCAGAAGUUUUAGAAACUAAUGCAUACAUUCUGCUCUAUGAGUGUGAACCUUGUGAGGAACCUGAAGAUUCAUUAGCAUCACAGCAGCGUGAAGGAUGUACCACAGCCACCAGAAGGAUUAAACACAACAAUAGAUAAUGUUUCGGCAAUGCUGAUGCUUUACCCGUGCCACCAGGUAAAGAUAGAUCUAAUGGAUGCCAAGGUCUUCUGAAGGAUCAAGUCUACCGCAAGAUACCCCACAGCAUUAAGGAAUGUAAAGAAUGGAUUACUCAGGAUAUACUAGAAGUUGGCAGCAGAUGGCAGUGAAUCCUGGAACUGGUGUUGGAGGUUGGAAGUGUGAAUGGGUUCAGGCUCUUGGAAUGAAAACUUCACAUCAGGAAAAGACAAAUAGCCUCUGCAGGGGUUGAAACAGUGAACUCCAUCAUGUAGACUGUCAUCGUAAGAAGAUGAAGUAUAAUAAUUUCCAAGACUACAUGAAUUACAGAGGAAAAAUAACAGAGUUGCUGAAGUACCUGUUGUAUGAUACCAAUCUCUUCUGUGAUGUGCCACAUUUUACAAGAUAAAAUCACUAACAAGCAAAGGGGUGACAACUGUAAGUUGGAAAGCCUGGGAACUUAGUGAUACUGUGGAGCAGACCCAAGGCAAGAAGGCUGGCAAGCCUGAUGAGUAGAAAGUGGCUAUUAGGAUGUUGGAAGUGACAGUUGGAGCUGGUGGAACAUGACUUGUACUAUUCUUCACCAGAUGUGUAUAAAAUGUGCAUUUAUUGUCCCUCUCUUUUCAGGCUGCAGAACUUUGAUCCAUAAGAACACUGUGAAGCAGAGACUGCUACGGGCAUGUGCUGUAUGCCAGUAGAAAGACAGUGAGAAUUAUGUUUUGAACACAUAUCAACCAUACAAAAUAAUACGAGGUCCUCCAGGUUGGGGGUUAGUCGCAAGGCUAACAACCUUGCACGGUAAAAAGUAAGAUGUUUCGAAACCUCAAUCAAAGCCUCGGACAGACGGACUUAACAGAGCAGUGGAGGAUAGGACCGAAUGGAAGAGAAGAACUGAGGAGGCCAUGGACCAAAUAUGGACCGGAGAGCCAUAGAAGAAGAAGAAGAAAGUAAUACGAAAUGUCAUAUUUGACAAAACUCAAUCUGUCAAAGUUUGGUUCAGAGCUAAAGAACUGCUAGAGUUAUUUCGGCUUCAUGUGUCAAGCCCACAGCUGCAUCUUCCUCAGUUUUCACAUAUUAUUCUAAAUUAAACUGAAAUACACAACUGUGGGGUCAAGGUGAGUCUCAUGUGCCACCUGUGGUGUGUCAGUGCACAGAAACUUCUGAAUCAUCAUGUAUAUUUAAAAAAUGCAACAAAGAGAAGAAUUUCUUGUAAAAACUACACUUCCAGUAAUUUUAUUUAUAUAUUACUGUGUCCUUGUUGUGAUAUCUUGUGGGUCAAGUGUGUGUGUCUCUCUCACACACACAUGAAUGCACACACGUGUAAAAAUUUGCACAUGUACACACACCAGAGCAGGCGAUAGUUCCAUACAGUGCAUUAGUGCCAUGAUAAUUAACCUUCAUAUUUAAGCUAAAAAGAAACUAACUAUACAUAUAAAAACCAAAAUACCUUUUGUGUAAUAUCAUUCAGUAAGAUUUUGAAAUAUAUGUAAAUCAAACAAAACAUAAAAUUCUUACACAACCAUUUAUGUACUGAAAACUCAACCCCAAUUACAAGCAAAACAAAAUACUAAUAAAACUAUAAUUACAUAUCCUA
Messenger RNA from Zootermopsis nevadensis, 3014 nucleotides. NCBI's taxonomy places the organism in Eukaryota, Metazoa, Arthropoda, Insecta, Blattodea, Termopsidae. The record is from RefSeq and is a predicted model, not a curated record.